Mesitornis unicolor (brown roatelo) is the source of this 1017-nucleotide messenger RNA. RefSeq lists its product as uncharacterized. Gene Ontology annotation, molecular function: hydrolase activity, hydrolyzing O-glycosyl compounds. Gene Ontology annotation, biological process: carbohydrate metabolic process; skeletal muscle fiber development. The annotation marks the transcript as partial. Lineage: Eukaryota; Metazoa; Chordata; Aves; Mesitornithiformes; Mesitornithidae. The transcript has a single exon. The record is from RefSeq and is a predicted model, not a curated record.
CCAGUGAAGCAGAAGCCCUCCAAGGAGCUGAGGCCCAUGCUCGGGGCCAUCUUGCUGGGCCUCAUCCUGUUCAUUGCCGCCGUGGUGGCCUGGUGCUACUACACCGUGUCCCUGCGCAAGGCCGAGCGGCUCAAGACAGAGCUGAUGGACCUGCGGGCGGAUGGCUUCGUCAUCAGGAACCAGCACGGGGAGGUGGUCUUCCGGCUGGCCUUCCGCUCGGGCAGACUCGACCUGGAGUCGUGCUCCAAGGAGGGCGAGAUUUUGAGCUGCACGCGGUCAGGCGGGGGCCCGCUCAACUUCUUCAUCCAGACAGUGAAGCCCAAGGACACGGUGAUGUGCUACCGUGUGCGCUGGGAGGAGCUGGCGGCCGGCCCGGCGGUGGAGCACACCAUGUUCUGGGAGGACGCCCACUGGUACGGGGGCUCGGAAAUGAGCACCCAGCACUGGCCCAUCCGCCUGGCUGGCUACCAGGACCCCAUGCCCUAUGUGACGAGUGACGUCUACUCCUUCCGCGACAGCUUUGGUGGCAUCCUGGAGCGCUACUGGCUGUCCUCCAAGGCGGCAGCCAUCAAGAUCAAUGACUCUGUCCCCUUCCACCUGGGCUUCAACGCCACUGAGCGCUCCCUCUUCUUCCAGGCUCGUUACAGGGACUCGCCCUACAAACCCCCACCGGGGGAGCAGCCCUUCCCCGAGCUCAGCUACCGAGUGUGUGUGGGCUCCGACGUCACCUCCAUCCACAAGUACAUGGUGCGCAGGUACUUCAACAAGCCCUCCAAGAUCCCUGCUGAGAAUGCCUUCCGAUACCCGAUCUGGUCCACCUGGGCCCUUUACAAGAACGACAUUGACCAGGAUAAGCUCUUGCGAUUUGCUGAAAAUAUUAAGAAGUACCGUUUUAACUGCAGCCACAUUGAAAUUGAUGACAUGUACACACAAACCUAUGGGGACUUUGACUUCGACCCUGUCAAGUUCCCGAAUGUGACAGAGAUGUUUGCAAAACUGAGGGAGGAUGGGUUUAAG